AUGAAACUGGCUACCGACAUAGUAAAGAAGGAAUUAGCCAAAUACGGCAAAUCGACAUCUAUAAGAGGCGUUCCGAAAUGUUUCACAUCCAGCGACAGAGUUCUGAUCAGUCUGUGGAUCAUCUCCCUAACAAUUUGUACCAUAGUCUUAAUUUUUCUAUUGUCGACUUCCUUCGAAAAAUAUUUUUCUUGGCCAACAAUGACUCAAUUCGGCGAAACAAUUGGUGAAGACCUAGCGUUCCCCGACGUAACGUUCUGCAAUAUUGAUGUAUUUGCAGAUGAAAACGCCAAAAAAUACUCGAUAGAGAAAUAUUUCGAAUUCGUAAGGUCAAACAAAGGCCAAAUCAAAAAAUUGGUUAAUCAUAAAGAAAACUCCUCCAUAAAGGUAAAGCGAGACGUUUAUGAAAAAUUUUAUUCCAUACCUGGCUACAUCUCAAAUCUGCCGAAACAUGACGGAAAGGGAAAUAAAAGCUGUCCAGAAUUCAUAGUCAGUUGCAGCGUGUUCACUCUAAACUGGCUCAGCAGUGACUUAGAUUGUGCCAAUAAUUUUUUAACCAUCUGGGAGCAAAACUACUAUACCUGCUACACCCUGAGAACCAGUAAACUAAACAAAGAAAAUAACAUAACAAUACGAGGCUUGUCGCUUGUGUUGAACGUAGGACCUCCAAACUUCUAUCAACUACCAUUGAGAUCGACAAUUGUUGGCUCGCAGACGCGAGGAGUUCAGGUGAGCGUGCACAGUCCUGGCUCCUCCCCUGACCUAAAACGGGGCUUCAGCGUGGCACCUGGCACUGAGAAUGUCGUCACCAUCGUUCAGACAAGUAGAACGAGACAGAACAAACCAUAUAAUACGCUAGGUUGCACGAGUUACAAAACUGUUCCCUUACUGCCGACAGAGAAGUAUCAUCGAGACUUGUGUAUCGAGACUUGUAAACAAAAACUCAUUGAAAAGAACUGCGGAUGUUUGUCCCACUACCUCUACAUACCUUCAUCUUUUCUCGAUCCAGUCAAAAUUUGCCGCAACUUCAGUUUCGACGAAAAUAACUUCUCCUCUAAAAGUUCCUUCAACAAGUCGAAAAUGGAAGACGUGAUAGACAGUUACCUGUGCUCUAUGAAGUAUGUCGACACGAGCACAUGCGACGGAGACUGUCUCAUACGUUGCGAGAAGACGGUCUACGACACAUAUAUCGCAACGUCCCCGUGGCCGCAACCGGCGCUGCAGCUCAGCAUAUUCGGCAGGUACAUCUUCAACUGCACUCGAACAGACGAACGAGUUAGGCAGAGAUACUCAAAAUACCUGCAACUCUACUACGAUUUUUUAAGUAAUUCAGGUCAAAAUUUCACUGAACAUUCAGAACUGAAGCAAAUUCAAGAGUCAUUGCUGGUUGUCAAGUUGGUAAUGAAGGAUACGUUCCCAUUAUUUUUAAGAGACCAGCCGGCUAUAACAUGGGACGCCAUGUUUGGAAUCAUAGGGGGAACUCUUUCUCUCUGGCUUGGCAUCACAGUUAGCACUGGUGUUGAGCUGAUCGAGUUGAUUUAUUUGAUCGUUAAAAACUAUUUGACAAGUAAGAAGGAAGGUGUUGGACAAAAUGAUGGCAAAAUGUGA
Messenger RNA from Helobdella robusta, 1605 nucleotides. RefSeq lists its product as hypothetical. Gene Ontology annotation, molecular function: ligand-gated sodium channel activity. The transcript is spliced from 3 exons. The record is from RefSeq and is a predicted model, not a curated record. Gene Ontology annotation, cellular component: membrane. Lineage: Eukaryota; Metazoa; Annelida; Clitellata; Rhynchobdellida; Glossiphoniidae. Gene Ontology annotation, biological process: sodium ion transmembrane transport. Bases 1 to 1605 code for a protein of 534 amino acids.